This is a messenger RNA of Funneliformis geosporum, 591 nucleotides long. The record is from the annotation of a GenBank genome assembly. Lineage: Eukaryota; Fungi; Glomeromycota; Glomeromycetes; Glomerales; Glomeraceae.
AUGGAUUGGUCCAAAAAGUUAAAAAUGUUGAAACACAUCAUACAUGGUUUAGAUCAUAUUCACAGUUUAAAAAUUAUUCAUCGAGACUUUCAUAGCGGAAAUAUUCUUUAUGAUUUCGGAUGGUUCUCGGUAAUAUGUGAUUUAGGAUUGAGUAAGUCCGCCAUUGAAUCGAAGGAUGAUGAUGAAAUCUAUGGAGUAAUUCCUUAUAUUGCACCAGAGAUACUUCAAAGCAAAAGGUAUACGACAGCCUCAGACGUGUAUAGUUUUGGAAUGAUUAUGUGGGAAUUAAUGACGGGCAGGAGACCUUUUUGGAACGAACAUCAUAGUUCACCUCUCAUCUAUAGAAUCUGUUGUGAUUAUCGACCCCCAAUUGUCACAAAUGCGCCUGAAGGUUAUAUAGAGUUAAUGCAAGGAUGUUGGAUCAAUCCGGAAGAAGAAUUUCAAGGACGAUUACGUCAAGACGAAAUGCAAGAACAAGAACAACCACAAGAACAGCUAAUACAAGAACAGUUACAUCAAGAAGAGUCACAAGAUCAGCUAGAAGUUCAAGAAUGGUUUCAUCAAGAACAAUUACAAGAACGACUACAUUAA